Messenger RNA from Dovyalis caffra, 231 nucleotides. The record is from the annotation of a GenBank genome assembly. Lineage: Eukaryota; Viridiplantae; Streptophyta; Magnoliopsida; Malpighiales; Salicaceae.
AUGAAUAUUGGGCAGGGGCAGCCAUUUCUAGCAGCAGGCUGCUGCGUUGGGGUGGCUGGAAACAUGCAAGCUGUUGACGUUGCCCACUGUCUUGGGCCUAUGGUUUGUUUUGUUUCUUUGGCUGCAUGGAAAACGACACGUCGCUGGACAAUUGCUGCGCAAUCCAAGUACGAUUUGGCCCGACGUGCGGGAAUAGAUACAAAGCGACGGGACGAUAGGCUAAUUAAUUAA